UAGAUGAGAUCGAGCUAUGGCCGCCCUGCAUCGAGGCCAGCCACUCAUACAACAGGAGCAAUAUACAAGGGGGGUCAAGAUGAUCACGACCCAGCGGUGCCGGCUGCGGGAGCUGCUUGUAGCGGUGGCGGUGGCGAUGGUGGCAAUGGCGGCACCGGCACUAGUGUGCGGGAGGGACCUGAACCAGACGAUGACGGUGCAGGCGACGCAGCAGCAGGGGAGUAGUAAUAAGAAGCCGCUGGUGACGGCGCUGAUCGUGUUCGGCGACUCGAUCGUGGACCCCGGCAACAACAACAACCUGCCGGCGACGAGGAUGAAGGCCAACCACGCGCCCUACGGCAAGGACUUCGCCGGCCACGUCGCCACCGGCCGCUUCUCCAACGCGCUCCUGCCCCCCGACCUCAUCGCUCGGAGGCUUAACUUGAAGCCACUUCUUGGUCCGUGGCUGAACGUGGAGCACACGCCGGAGGACCUGCUCACCGGCGUCAGCUUCGCGUCGGGCGCCACCGGGUUCGACCCGCUGACCCCGCAGAUCGUGAACGUGUUCACCAUGGACCAGGAGCUGGAGUUCUUCGACGAGUACCGGCGCAGGCUGGUGGGCAUCGUGGGGGAGGCCGAGACGCGCCGCAUCAUCGCCGGCGCCUUCUUCUUCGUGGUCACCGGGACCGACGACCUCGCCAACACCUACUUCAUGACGCCCUACCGCGCCGGCGACUACGACAUCCCGGCCUACGUGGACCUGCUCCUCGUCGGCGCCGAGGCCUUCCUCCGCAACACCAGCGCGCGGGGCGCCAGAAAGAUGGGCUUCACGGGGAUGCCGCCCAUCGGCUGCGUCCCCUCGCAGCGCACCAUCGGCGGCGGGCCGCGGCGCCGCUGCGAGGCCCGCCGGAACUACGCCGCGCUCAUGUACAACAAGGCGCUGCAGCAGCUCAUCGACAGGCUCAACGCCGACCCCACGUUCCACACCCUCGUCGUCUACUUCGACAUCUACGACAUCAUCGAGGAGCUCGCCGUGCACGGCGAACGGUGGGGGUUCACGGAGCUCACGCACGGCUGCUGCGGCUCCGGGCUCAUCGAGGUCACCAUGCUCUGCGACACGAGGUACAUGGGGGUGUGCGACGACGUGGACAAGCAUGUGUUCUUCGACAGCUACCACCCCACGCAGAGGGCGUAUGAGAUCAUCGUCGACCACAUCUUCAAGAACUACGUGCCCCUCAUGCAUCUCUGAUUGAUUCGCCCAUCCAUUCUUAUUAAUUUGAUUAUAGACGACGCAUGAUAUUGUUGUACUAUCAGUGGAAUGCAAUGAUACUUCCUUAUAUUAAUUAGCUGUUACGGAUUUAA
Messenger RNA from Aegilops tauschii subsp. strangulata, 1341 nucleotides. RefSeq names its product GDSL esterase/lipase At3g43570. Gene Ontology annotation, molecular function: hydrolase activity, acting on ester bonds. The record is from RefSeq and is a predicted model, not a curated record. NCBI's taxonomy places the organism in Eukaryota, Viridiplantae, Streptophyta, Magnoliopsida, Poales, Poaceae.